CUGGUUCUCGGAGGGGAAGCAGCUUUCCAGAAGCUCCAGGCUCCGGGUGACAGAGCAGGUGCUCCUGCUGGGAGACCGGCUGGGAGAUCCUAACGGUCUCCAGCAGCAAUAUGGGGCCUACCCGGGCAGUUCCCACCCCAUACGGCUGCAUUGGCUGUAAGCUGCCACAGCCAGACUACCCACCAGCUCUAAUCAUCUUUAUGUUCUGCGCAAUGGUUAUCACCAUCGUCGUAGACCUGAUCGGCAACUCCAUGGUCAUCCUGGCUGUGACAAAGAACAAGAAGCUUCGAAAUUCUGGCAACAUCUUCGUCGUUAGCCUCUCUGUGGCCGACUUGUUGGUAGCCAUCUACCCCUACCCUCUGAUGCUGCAUGCCAUGGCCAUUGGGGGCUGGGAUCUGAGCCAGUUGCAAUGCCAGAUGGUUGGAUUCAUCACAGGGCUGAGUGUGGUCGGUUCUAUCUUCAACAUCGUGGCCAUUGCCAUCAACCGUUACUGCUACAUCUGUCACAGCCUCCAGUACGAGCGGAUCUUCAGUGUGCGCAAUACCUGCAUCUUCCUGGUCAUCACCUGGAUCAUGACCGUCCUGGCUGUCCUGCCCAACAUGUAUAUCGGCACCAUUGAGUAUGAUCCUCGCACCUACACCUGCAUCUUCAACUAUGUGAACAACCCUGUCUUUGCUGUGACCAUCGUCUGCAUCCACUUCGUCCUCCCUCUGCUCAUCGUGGGUUUCUGCUACGUGAGGAUCUGGACCAAAGUGCUGGCAGCCCGGAACCCGACGGGGCAGAAUCCUGACAACCAGCUUGCUGAGGUGCGCAAUUUUCUAACCAUGUUUGUGAUCUUCCUCCUCUUUGCAGUGUGCUGGUGUCCUAUCAACGUGCUCACUGUCUUGGUGGCUGUCAGUCCGAAAGAGAUGGCAGGCAAGAUCCCCAACUGGCUUUAUCUUGCAGCCUACUUCAUAGCCUACUUCAACAGCUGCCUCAAUGCUGUGAUCUAUGGGCUUCUCAAUGAGAAUUUCCGAAGAGAAUACUGGACCAUCUUCCAUGCUAUGCGGCACCCUAUCCUGUUCCUCUCUGGCCUCAUCUCUGAUAUUCGUGAGACUCGGGAGGCCCGUGCCCUGGCUCGUGCCCGUGCCCGCGCCCGAGACCAAGCCCGUGAACAAGCCCAUGAACAAGAUCGUGCCUGUGCCAGUCCUGUUGUAGAGGAAAUGCCGAUGAGUGCCCGGAACGUUCCACUACCUGGUGAUGCUGCAGCUGGCCAACCUGAACGUGCCUCUGGCCAUCCCAAACCGGCUUCUGGGCACUCCAGGUCUGCCUCUGCCUACCGCAAGUCUGUCUCUGGCCACCAUAAAUCUGUCUUUAGUCACUCCAAGCUGGCUUCUGGUCACUCCAAGUCUGCGUCUGGUCACCCCAAGUCUGCCACUGUCUAUCCUAAGCCUGCCUCUGUCCACUUUAAGGCUGACUCUGUCCAUUUCAAGCCUGCCUCUGUCCAUUUCAAGGCUGACUCUGUCCAUUUCAAGUCUGCCUCCAGCCACCCUAAACCUGUCACUGGCCACCAUGUUCCUGCCAGCAGCCACUCUGAGGUUGCCUUCAGCCCUGCCACCAGCCACCCUAGACCCACAGCUGGCUACAUCAAGCCUGCUACCACCCCCCUUGAGCCCACCACUGCUGAUAAUACUGAGCCUGCUACCACCAGCCAACUCCAACCAGUGAUCGUCAGCCACUCUGAGUCUGUUGCUGCUGACCACCCUGAGCUUACUGCCUCCUGUCACCCUGAGACCAUCGCUGCCGGCCACUUAGAGUGUGACAUCACUGACCUCCCUGAGCCUGUCUGCAGCCCUGCCAGUGGUUCCCCUGAGUCUGCUGCCAGCCUACCGGAGCACGCAGCCGCCGCUGCUGCCAACCUUCCUGACCCCACUGUGACCACCACUACCACCAAUGAUUACCAUAAGAUUGUGGUUAUUGAUGUUGAAGUUGAUUCUGAUGAAAUGGCUAUGUGAAAAAUGCUCUUAGGGGUGGCCAAGUAGUGAUCCACUUUCUAGUUUAUCUAGCAUAUGUAAUUCAAAGUGAGAUAACUUACGGCACCUACACACAGACACACAGACACACAGACAUGGACUCACAUAGUGUAAGCUACAUCCACCUUGUAGGCAUACUCCUUUACGUAACAUACUCUGAAAAAGUGUGUGUGUGUGUGUGUGUGUGUGUGCGCGCGCGUGUGCACAUGUGCAUGCUUGCUAUUUUAGAGAUCAAAUUUCCCCUAAGUUUGACAUCUGUUAUUCUGAGCCUCCCUUUCUUCCUGUAGUUGACCUUGAGCCAACAGUGAUCCUUGAAAUUUUAGACCUUGAUUUUUCCUCACUCCCAUGUCCCCCUUUCUCCCCUCACCUCAUUUCCUUCUUUUUCCUGCUUUCUUCUCUCAUCUCCCAGGGUUGGGGGAGGAGCGCUUCUCUAAGUAAAUGUGACUGCAAAGUUUUAUGUUUUAAAGUGUGUCAUUCUAUAUUGUACUUUUAAUGGCAGUCAGAAGGGUAGUUUUGAUAAAGUGCAAGUGCUUGAAACAGUUUCUUUUGUAAAUUUCAGCAACAAGAUAUGACCCAUAUCUGAAGAGCACAAUUUGAUAAGCUCUAUUAAAGUGCAUUUUUUUGCCUAUGAGUUCAAAUGGCAAAAGGGAAGAUAUGGCCAAACCGAAUUAUUUCUAAUUUAUGAAAAUUCAAAUAUCGGUGCUGAUUUUUAUAGUCAAACAUGAAUGCAAGUGAUGAGAUGUUUUUACCUUGUAGUCACUUACCUUUUUAAGCAUUCGCCAGAAUUUUCUUUCAUUUAGUUCCAGAGAAACAAAUUCAUUCAUAAACUAGUUUCUUGUCCUAAAAUCUAAAUUUGUAGUCAGUAGGAUCAAUUAUAGUCAUGUAUUUAAUAUUAUAAUUCAAUCCUACAAAUCCUAUAAUUCAAUCCUUCAAAUCCUGUCUAAAAAAAAGAGAUUUUUUUUGGACAGCCUGGUAUUUCUACAUAAUCAAUUUUUACAUUUUCCUUUUUCAUUCAGAAGGGAAUUCAAGGUAAUAGGGGAGGGAGACAGGAGGAAAAGAUGCCACACCAGCCAGUCCCAUUACCUUUGGCUGAGGUUCUGUCAUCCACAACAUUAAGUUGUACAUGUCUUGUAUCAGCACACCCGACAGCCCAGUAAAUGACUUUUGUCUAGAAUUGAAGAAAAAAUUGUUUAAUACAAAUUUCAACUAUUGAUUCAAACUAACACAUAAAGUUAAGUUUAUAAAAGCUUGUAAGGAUAAGUGGAAAUGUAUUAUACUGCCUUAAUUUGAUUCUGUACUUGUGGUAGCAAUUAAAUAAAAGUGAUU
Molecule: messenger RNA, 3338 nt
Organism: Mustela erminea (ermine)
Lineage: Eukaryota; Metazoa; Chordata; Mammalia; Carnivora; Mustelidae
Gene: GPR50
Product: G protein-coupled receptor 50
Exons: 2
Coding region: 111-1994 (627 amino acids)
Biological process (GO): G protein-coupled receptor signaling pathway
Cellular component (GO): membrane
Molecular function (GO): melatonin receptor activity
Source: RefSeq, a predicted model, not a curated record